CAAAGAGGGGGCCCCAUCCGCCACCGCUGCCUUCCCAAUGGCGGGGUUCGCCGGCGACGACCCCUUCGGCAUCGGCUUCGGCUUCGACUUCGAGGACGACGACGACUACGACCCGUUCGACGACUACGGUGGCGACGGAGAUGAGGAGGAGGGACUAAUCGGCGGCCCCGUCGACGACGGCGAGGAGUUCUGCAUCUCAGGUUUCGCCUUCCGCGACGGCGAUGGCGAUGGGGCCGACGUCUUCAUGGGCGAGGACCACGCGUCCCAGCCCUCCGACGAGGAUCCCAUUCUCGAAACCCUAGGCCGCUCCUUCGACUCCGACGGAGGCUUCAGCCAAUUCAUCCCCCACCUCGUGUCUGCCUUGGACGCCUCCGAGGAGGAGGAUGAGUUAAUCGCACGGAAUUACCAGGGCGGCGGAGGGCUCGAACUCGAGCGGGGGGCGGUCAUCGAGGAGGCUGCCGCCGCCGCCGACGACGUCGACGAUGGGAUCGGGCUUAUGCUGAGCGGGUUCAGCCUCGAUCCGCGGCCGGUCGUUGGGGGCUUCCAGACGCUGGUGGACACCGAUGAGGCGGUCACCAGCGACGACGAUAUGGGCGAGGGGGGAGGGCUCGUGCUGGGCGGCGGGUUCGACCUCGUGGCGCCACAGGUCGUGCGGCCCGGCUGGAUGGUGAUGGGCGCCGCGGACACCGACGACGCCGACUUCAACCUCAUCGAGAUGAUCGCGGGGCAAGUUGGGGAAGCCGUGCGGCGGCUGCCGGCGUCCCGCGCAGCGGUGGAGGGCUUGCAGGAGGUUGUGCUCAGCGAAGAGGAGGCCUCGCAUGGCUGCGCCGUGUGCAAGGAUUGCAUCGCGGCGGGGCUGAGUGUCCUAAGGCUCCCCUGCAAGCAUUACUUCCACACGGAGUGCAUUCGGCCGUGGCUCGCCAUAAAGAACACUUGCCCGGUGUGCCGAUUCGAGCUCCCCACCGGUGAUGCGGAGUAUGAUCGGCGACAGAGGAGUAUUGCAUCCGUGGCACAACAGGCGGAACCAGUGCAGAGUGGAGACACAAACACCGGGAAUGCAGUGGGCGGAGGAGAUGCAGCUGAAUGCUCAGGAAAUAGACCUGAGCAAGGCGCAUCUUGAUGGGGCGGUAGCAGAGGACUGGCUACCUGAUGCCGACUAACAGGAUGCUGAACUAACCAGCUGAGUGCCUGAGUAGAUUGAACUCGUCAACGGUUCCUGUCAGUGGCACUAUGAACGACUUCAACGUUCACUGUGUAUUUACUAUAUUUUUAUGUUAGUGUCAAGAAUUGUUCAACCUCUGCAGCUUGAUAUGCUCAGUUCUAGUCAACCCAAUAACCUUUUCACCACCUCAGUUUGGCAUGAAUGUAGCAAUUUUUUUCUAAUC
This is a messenger RNA of Panicum virgatum (switchgrass), 1385 nucleotides long. Its product is annotated as E3 ubiquitin-protein ligase SIRP1-like. Gene Ontology annotation, molecular function: ubiquitin protein ligase activity. The transcript has 2 exons. The record is from RefSeq and is a predicted model, not a curated record. Lineage: Eukaryota; Viridiplantae; Streptophyta; Magnoliopsida; Poales; Poaceae. The coding region runs from base 38 to 1120 and encodes 360 amino acids. Gene Ontology annotation, biological process: protein ubiquitination. Gene Ontology annotation, cellular component: cytoplasm.